UUAUUUCAUUGGCGAUUAAUAAUCAUUUCCUAUUAUUUUCCUAUCAUUUUAUUAAAGAAGUAAUGAAAAACGACAAUUAGAUUGUCAAUUUAACGAGAUUCCAUUUUUUGGAGAUGCCGAGAUUUGAACUCGGGACCAUAGGGGUAGGAGAAAACCCCCGUAUCCACUAGACUGACAACGAGUUGGCAAAAUUUCAAAGAUUCGAAUAGCAAUGGGCAUGAAUUACUUUCAGGAAUCAAUUUUUUUUAAAUAAUGAAUAUGUGGCAAUAAGGCAAAAGUUUUCUUCAUCUGUUACCGUGUUAAUUUGCAAUCAUUCACCCGUGAUGUUUCGUGAAAAUCCAAACAAAAAACUCUCCUUUGCGGAGAGGGGAGCUAUUGUUGCGUUGACGAAUUCUGUUUUGGGUGUGAGAGAAAUUGCAAGGCAAUUAGGCAUAUCUCCAGCCACAGUCGGACUUUGGCAAUUCCGUUUUCUUGAAACGGGAGACAUUUUGCGACGAGAAGGAUCGGGCAGACCAAGAGUUACCACUCCACUCCAAGAUCUGCGAUUGUUACGUGUGGUUCUAAACAAACCUAUCACGAAAUCAAAGGAAAUUGCCGAUACUGCCGAUGUCGAUGUCUCUCGUCAGACAAUUGUUCGACGAUUGAAAGCCGUCAAUCGAAUUCCGAGGAGAGCUGUGCGAAAAUUCUUUCUUUCUCCUCAACACAUUGAAGAUCGAUUUGAGUUUGCUACUCUUCAUGCUUAUCGUGAUGCUCAGUGGUGGCGAUCUGUUAUUUUCAGAGAAGAAAACACAUUUGGAUCUGACGAAUGUGGCAGAGUUUUUGUUCACCGCCCCAACGGCACUAGAUUUGAAAAAGACCACGUUCAAAUUUAUGACCGUAGCUGGAGAAAGACUGUGCCAGUAUGUGGCUGUUUUUCGGCUGAGGGGUCUGGGCCCUUGAUUCAGAUUCACGGCAGAUUUACCGGGCAGCAAUAUGUUGAAAUUCUUGAAAAUCAUCUCCUCUCAUGGGCAAUAGAAAGGUUUUUGUACAUCACUUUGCUACACCUGUAAAAAACCAGGUCACUAUCAUCGUCAGUGUUCAGACAGACCCAAAUGCAAC
This is a messenger RNA of Daphnia pulicaria, 1098 nucleotides long. RefSeq lists its product as uncharacterized. Gene Ontology annotation, biological process: DNA integration; DNA transposition. The transcript has 3 exons. Gene Ontology annotation, molecular function: DNA binding. The record is from RefSeq and is a predicted model, not a curated record. The coding region runs from base 324 to 1049 and encodes 241 amino acids. Lineage: Eukaryota; Metazoa; Arthropoda; Branchiopoda; Diplostraca; Daphniidae.